Molecule: messenger RNA, 1147 nt
Organism: Diachasma alloeum
Lineage: Eukaryota; Metazoa; Arthropoda; Insecta; Hymenoptera; Braconidae
Product: ribosome biogenesis regulatory protein homolog
Exons: 5
Coding region: 49-1068 (339 amino acids)
Biological process (GO): ribosomal large subunit export from nucleus; ribosomal large subunit biogenesis; endonucleolytic cleavage in ITS1 to separate SSU-rRNA from 5.8S rRNA and LSU-rRNA from tricistronic rRNA transcript (SSU-rRNA, 5.8S rRNA, LSU-rRNA)
Cellular component (GO): nucleolus; nucleus; preribosome, large subunit precursor
Molecular function (GO): protein binding
Source: RefSeq, a predicted model, not a curated record
UCAGCGGGAGAUCACGCGUGGUUAGUUGAAAUAGAAAACGUGAUUACCAUGGAUGUUGUCAACGCAAUUCUCCAGGAAGACAACGAGGACAAGAGUCGCUCGACUAAAGUGGAUAAAUUAAUUGAUCUCGACAUCGACGAGGGAACACUUCUGGCAUCGGAUUACAAUGCGUUUGACAAUGAGCAGCUGAGAUCGAAUAAAGAAGAGUUCUUGAAGGCCCUGACAAGGGACAAUGCUCAGCUGCUCCUGAACAAAAUCUGGGCGCUUCCCACGGAGAGGGUGGACGAAGUCAUUAUUGCAAAACUCCCAAAGCCCACGUACAUUGUUCCGAGGGCGAGGGUAGUGCCAAAACCAAAGGCACUGACGAAGUGGCAACAGUUUGCCAAGGAGAAAGGGAUCAGGUCAAAGAAGAAAGGAAACUCCAAACUCAAAUGGGACGAGGAACUCAACAAAUGGAUUCCAACAUUUGGAUACAAACGAGCAGCAGCUCAGGAGCAAAAAGACUGGCUGGUGGAGGUUGGACCUGACAAUACGCCAAAAGCAGACCCCAGAGAGACUGCCAGCAACGCCAAGCAGGAGAGAAUGGCUAAAAACGAGCUCCAGAGGCUCAGGAAUCUCGCCAAGGCCAAGAAUGUUAAAAUCCCGAGGGUUGGACUCCCAACCAAUGAGCAAUUUGCAUCUGCCAAGCAACUGGCAACAGCCACCACUGUCGCCAGGGUAUCCACAGCGUCUGUUGGAAAAUUCCAGAAUAAAUUACCGAAGGAGAAGGAUUCGAGGGAUCAAGUUGCCAAAGAAGUUCCUGGGAUGAAGAAGAAGAGGAAGGCACCACCACUGAACAUUGCUGAGGAGAAGAGACGAAACACAGAUUUAGUCAGUGAAAUUGUCAACAGAAAGAACUCCAAAGGCCUCCUGAGGGUGGAUAUUCCAUCAGUCCCUGCUGCGAUAUCGAGGGCAGAAAGGAAAUCUAAAAAGGGCAGUAAAAAAUCAGUGGGAAGCAAAAAACCGAAAGGUGGAAAGGGCAAACGUGAUCCUCACACUAAAGUUGGGGGUAGAAAACGUAGAGGAUAAACUCAUUUUUGUCAGUAUAAUUUUAUUUUUAUUGAUUAAACACUUUAUUAAUAAUAAAUUGGAGAGAUUUAUCAAAUAA